ACUUCACAAAUCGACUUCGUACGUUAACCGAAACAAACGACCUUUUUUUUCUCCCAUCUCGACUUACCAAAACCCGAAAACUAAGCGACAGAGAAUAAAAUGCAAGUCGACGAGCAGGCAGCGUCGAGCUCUACUUUUCCGCAGCCUCCGACCUUGCGGCAGCUGUAUGGAGGCGCAUGCACCUGCGAGGUUUUCGGAGACUUUGAUGACGUCAGCGCAGUGCGCCAGGUUCCAGACGAGCAGGAGGUUUUCUGCAGUCGGAAUUUCGGUGCGGAUUCACUGAUCAUCGAGCUGCUUGCGGAUGACGCGUUCAGCAAGUCGGACCCGCGCGACGCGGUGCGGUUCCACUUCGCCGACCUUGCAAAGGCAAACCAGGCCGCAGCCUCCGAGGUCCUGCAAUGCCAAAGCCUCCCGCCGGUCAAUUUUGCUGGCAAGCAGGACGAGCGCACCUUUUGCAGCGUCGCAGCCGGAUGGCAGCAGUGCAGCAAUCGCACCGGCCAGGUGGAAGACAAGGUUUUCGUUUUGGUCGGUUGCGUCCGGUACGAAAAGUACAAAACGGAUGUGCUGAUAACUCUGAAUUGUGGACCUCUCGGGGAGGAUCAUCAGAGGCGGGCGGACGACAGCAGUGCGGCGGAACAGCAAACGGGAACCGAAGCGGACAAAGACACGGUCGCUUUCUGGGGCGAUGCGGUGGUUUCUUUCCUCAAGCAGGAGAAGCAAGCGCACGCUGUUUCCUAUCUCAGAACAUUUGCACAAAUUCUUAACUCAUUCCGCGUCGUGGACGACAACCUCUUUGUCAUGUAG
Molecule: messenger RNA, 804 nt
Organism: Amoebophrya sp. A120
Lineage: Eukaryota; Dinophyceae; Syndiniales; Amoebophryaceae
Source: the annotation of a GenBank genome assembly